Entrophospora candida is the source of this 1923-nucleotide messenger RNA. NCBI's taxonomy places the organism in Eukaryota, Fungi, Glomeromycota, Glomeromycetes, Entrophosporales, Entrophosporaceae. The record is from the annotation of a GenBank genome assembly.
AUGGAUUUUAUUGAAGAUACCGGUUCUAAAGUCGUUAAUUAUGUCACUAGUAUAUUUCAAGGCGAGCAAAAAGAAGGGAAUGGAGACUGCCACCGUUAUGGUUCUUUUGCAAAAGUUAGAAAUAAUGUUCAUGCUAAAUGGUAUGUAGACGGCAAAGACUAUUAUUAUGCUGUCUCUGAAGCUUUGUCUAAAGCAAGAGAGGAAAUUUUCAUUGAAGACUGGUGGCUUUCACCUGAAGUGUAUCUUCGUAGACCUCCUUAUAAAAACGAAGAGUAUCGUCUCGAUAGACUCCUUAAGAAAAAGGCUGAAGAAGGUGUCAAGAUUUAUGUCAUUCUUUAUAAAGAAGUAACUCAAGCUUUGACCUUGAAUUCAAAACAUAGUAAAGGCGUUCUAAAUAAAUUGCAUCCAAACAUCGUUGUUCAAAGACAUCCUGAUCAUGGUAUCGGCGGAACAUUCCUUUGGGCGAAAAUUGUUGUUAUCGAUCGUCAUGUAUCAUUUGUUGGUGGCUUGGAUUUAUGUUUUGGCCGUUAUGAUACCCAUACCCAUCAACUUAGUGAUUACCAUGCUGCAUCUGGGGAGUGUUCUAUUUGGCCUGGUCAAGAUUACUCAAAUCCUAGAAUUAAGGAUUUUGUUGACGUAAAUGUAUGGGCUCAAACUUUAAUAGACAAAAAACAGCUUGCUCGUAUGCCAUGGCAUGAUAUUCAUAUUGGAAAACCAGCUCUUGACGAAGCAAGGCAUUUCAUUGAACGCUGGAAUUUUGUCAAAAAAGAAAAGGCACAAAAUAAAAUACAAUAUCCAGUUUUAAUUGCUAAAUCUGAUCGAAGACAUGAUUUUGAGAAUCCACCAGCUGAAAAACCUUACACCUAUUUUGGCAAGACUAUUAAAGUUCAUCCGGAAAAAGGAACAUGUAGUGUACAAAUAUGUAGAAGUAGUUCGAUUUGGAGUCAUGGUAUUGAAACUGAACAUUCGAUUCAAAAUGCAUAUAUUGAUAUUAUUACUAAUGCCAAACAUUUCAUCUAUAUCGAGAAUCAAUUCUUUAUCACAGCAACCAAAGUAUCUCCAGAUUAUCCUGUCAAAAACUUGAUUGGAAAGGCUAUUGUUGAUAGAAUCAUUAAGGCACAUAAAAAUAAUGAAACAUUCAAGAUUAUUGUUGUUAUGCCAUUACUUCCUUCCUUCCCAGCCGAACUUGACACCAGCGAGGCUGCAGUUGAUCCACAUGGAAUUGUUGAUGUUGAUGAAACUAGAACUUUCGUCACUGAGGAAUUGUAUAUUCAUUCUAAACUUUUGAUUGCUGAUGAUCGCAUUGUUAUUUGUGGUUCCGCUAAUUUAAAUGACAGAUCACAAAAUGGUGAUCAUGAUUCGGAAAUUGCUGCUGUCAUUGAAGACAAUCCUAGCAAUUAUAUAGAUUCCAAGAUGGGAGGGAAACCUUGGAAAGCUGGAAGAUUCGCAGCUACACUUCGUCGUGCUAUAUUUAAAGAACAUCUUGGAUUAGAGUUGGAAUCUAAUCAUGAAACUUGCACAGAAUACAGUCAUCCUCCACCACAUCACGUUGAAUUAAAAUGUGAAUCUCAUGAAUUAACAGUUAGCGACAAAACUGUCGAAGAUCCUGCUUCAGAUAAAUUUUACAAUGAUAUUUGGACAAAAACUGCUGAUGAUAACACAGAAAUUUUCCGUGAUAUAUUCCAUUGUACUCCUGACGAUACAGUUACAAACUGGGAUGAAUUCAAAGCAUUUACUCCUGAUCGUAAGAAAGUUCCACUUGGCCACGUUUGUAAUGUCGAAAAAACCCCAGUAGAGGUUGAAGGUCAUUUAAAGAAAAUUAAAGGUCAUUUGGUUACUUUCCCAUUAAAAUUCAUGGAGAAUACCAAAUUAUCUGGUUCCGUUGUAUUUGAUGCUGUCACUCCUAUGGAAUUAUUCACUUAA